CAAGAUGGGUGAGCAGCUCAGGUCAGUGCUGGCAGCUCUGAAACUGUGUGACCCUCAGCACACUGGAUACGUCGCCCAGGAAGAACUGAAGAAGGUCUUAAGCUGCCACAGCAUGCCCCUAUCAGACACACACUUCAACAAGCUCUGUGAGACCUCCAAGUUGGUUUAUUACCCUGGCUUUCUCCGAAACCUGGGAGGACCAUUAACAGAUGAAACACACACAUCCUCAUCCCGAGAGAAGAGUUACCAGGAGAGGCUAUGCACAUCGCCUCAGUCGCCCCUGCAAUCAGUCAGGGGACAGCGGUCUCCCUCCAGCCCUGGUGUCAGUGCAGACUCCUGCAACAUUGUUGACAUUGUUUUCCAGAAGAUGAGAAUAAGGUUAGAGCAACGCAAAAGCAGCCUGAUUGCCCGCAUCCAGGCCAUCACCUACAGCUCUGAUGGGACGCUGUCAGAGGCAGAUGUCCAGAAGAUACUAGAGGAUAGCUGGAUCAUCUUGGACGAAAAGACUUUGCACAAGUUCACUGAACAGCUGGGCUUCAGGGACGGACGGAUUGCGAGCUCGUUGUUCCUGGUGAAGUACGAGGAGGCCACAGCCAACAACUGGCAGCAGUGCUCUGGGGGUCAUGGUGAUGAAGAUGAGGUCGCUCCCUUGCUUACUUCAGCUGAGCAGUGCCUGGCUGCCAUGAAGACCAGCAUCAAGAUAAUCCAUGGGGACUACCUGACUGCGUUCCGACUGAUGGACAGGAAACGUAAAGGCGUGGUCGACUGCAGUGAUUUCAAAAGGCUGUACAGCAGCUUGGGAUUUUUCUGCAAGGAGGCAGAGUAUCAGCGACUGCUUGAUCUGAUGGGCCUGCAUCCCGGGGGCAACCUCAACUACGCAGAAUUUGUCCAUGUUGUUGAAAACAAUGGCAAACGCAAACAAAGGACACAAUCAGCAUGUGUACUAGAGCAGCUCCAUGAACUGCUGGCCUGUGAAGCUCGCUACAAGUGGGCAGACAUGUCUAAGGUGCUGUGCCAGUUUGACACAGAUGGUCAGGGUUGGAUCCAUAAAAAGAGCUUGAGGAGACUCCUCUUCACCUAUGCUCUCCCCAUGGGGUAUGAAGAGUUUGACCAGCUCUGGUCGAGGUAUGACCCAGAGUGCCGGGGCUGUGUGGCAGUUUGUGACUUUUUGGAAAAGCUGGGGUUUCAUCAUGAAGGGGAUCUCGGGCCUCGGAGCCAGAAGCUCAACAAAGCUGUUGUCCAGGAGGACGCUGACAGACCAGUGUCCUCUGACGCUGCAUCACUCGACUGCAUUGAACAGAUUGUGCAGGAGAACUACAAGGGGUUGAGCAAAUCCCUGACUCACCUGGAAACGAGUAGAGAUGGCACAGUGACAGUGGAGGAGCUGCUGCGCCUGUUACAAACCUACAGCUACUCUGUCCGGAGAGAGCAGCUUGUAAAUUACCUGCGCAGGCUUGAGGUUCCCAUGGAUGAUAAUGGUGAGAGGCUAUCUUACAUGGACUUCCUGUCUGAGUUUGACCCUAAAGCAGAGAAGAGGUCUGAGCGUCCUCCUUCUUCUCCUGUUGCUGCAUGCCGGAUAGAGUCUUUGGACAGCCUCAGUCCAGGCCUGGCUCUGACUAGGAUGCAAGAACUAGUAACUGCGUCAGCACCUAAUCUGUAUAAGGCAUUCUUGGCCUUUGACCAGAGUGGGACAGGGACCGUCAAAGCUUUGGAAUUUCGCCAGGUGCUGGAGAACUUUUGUGCCCGUCUGUCAGACAAACAGUACAGAUACAUGCUGACCAAACUGCAGCUGGAUCAAGAGAACUGUGCUGUUAACUGGAAGGAUUUCCUCAACAAGUUCCAGUCACAGAGCCCACUGCGGUGACUUGUAUAAAAUCGCCAAAGAGCUCAUGGAUCUUGACUCUUCCAACAGCACUACAAUCUCUAAAGGGCAGUUCAGACAGCUGUGUGAUCACCACUGCCUGAGACUCACCAAGGAUCAGGUGAGAAACUGUUUGCUUAAAUUCCAGUCAAUGAUAAUUCAGAGAAUUCUAGCCGUUCAAGAGAACAAGCACAUCUUCAACAACUCUUCCAGUGUUUUCAAGCUGAAACAACACAUACUGGCAUCUGCCCAUGGUUACAAAUGA
Molecule: messenger RNA, 2126 nt
Organism: Etheostoma spectabile (orangethroat darter)
Lineage: Eukaryota; Metazoa; Chordata; Actinopteri; Perciformes; Percidae
Product: EF-hand calcium-binding domain-containing protein 6
Molecular function (GO): calcium ion binding
Source: RefSeq, a predicted model, not a curated record